This is a messenger RNA of Botrytis byssoidea, 1035 nucleotides long. RefSeq lists its product as uncharacterized. The transcript is spliced from 5 exons. The record is from RefSeq and is a predicted model, not a curated record. Gene Ontology annotation, cellular component: nucleolus; site of double-strand break; checkpoint clamp complex. Lineage: Eukaryota; Fungi; Ascomycota; Leotiomycetes; Helotiales; Sclerotiniaceae. Gene Ontology annotation, biological process: mitotic DNA replication checkpoint signaling; mitotic intra-S DNA damage checkpoint signaling; nucleotide-excision repair. The coding region runs from base 1 to 1035 and encodes 344 amino acids.
AUGCGGUUCAAGACUUCUGUUAGGAAUAUUCAAACGUUCAGUAAACUUACAGCAUCAUUGUCAUCACUUGGCAAAGUAGCUUGGGUGCGUCUUGACGAUAAUGGAGUACGAUUCACAAUCAUUCCUGAGACAGGAACUCAAGUUUGGGCGUCUCUCGCGAUCGAUUCCAUCUUUGAAGACUACACAAUUCAAUCCGCCGCUCCAGAUAAUACAAUCAAUUUAGAAUUACCCCUCCCACCCCUCCAUCGCGCUCUGAAAUCUGCAAUUAACGCGUCUUCUGCUUCGAUACGACUUACAAAACGAGAUGGCAUGCCAGUCUUGUCCCUUACAGUUAUUACCAAUACAAUGAUGCAUGGAAAGAGUGCCAGCUUUCUUGGUGGCGAAGGUGCACAAGCAGACCCAUUUGCAGAAGGUUUCCGGGAAGAAAGUCUCGAUGCGAACAUAAGAAGAGACAGAGAAGCUAUUGUUACUCAAGAUAUACCGAUACGUAUCUUGACGGCGGACAGUGUCGAAGGAAUCCAUGAACCAAGAGUUAGGGAUCCAGACGCGCAUAUUAUGUUACCUUCUUUGAUACAACUGAAAGCUAUCUCGGAACGGUUUACAAAACUCGCAAUGGCCACUGGAUCUGGCGGAACUAGGGGAGUAAGUGGAGGGAACAUACCUAAGUUGGAAUUGAGUGCGAAUAUGCAUGGAAGUCUAAGGUUGAGUAUUGCUACCGAUGCAUUGAAUAUCUCAAGCGUUUGGACAGGUCUUAACAAUCCGGAAUUGGAUCCAAGACAAUUGGAAGAUGGUGAUGAUGAAAUUCAAAAUCAUCCAGCUACAAGACUUAAAGCUGCCGGUCCAGAUGCUUGGUCAACCGUUAGAAUAGAUGGAAGAGAUUGGGGAAAGGUACUUAGUGUUGGAAGGCUUGGUGGAAGAGUAAUUGCAUGCUUCGUCAAUGACCAUGCAUUGAUCUUAUACGUUUACCUCGAUAAUUAUGACGAUGCCGGAGAUGAAUCUGUCCUAACGUACUAUAUUUCCUCUUUCAGUGCAUAA